Molecule: messenger RNA, 492 nt
Organism: Ruditapes philippinarum (Manila clam)
Lineage: Eukaryota; Metazoa; Mollusca; Bivalvia; Venerida; Veneridae
Product: protein C1orf43 homolog
Source: RefSeq, a predicted model, not a curated record
GAAAUGCAUUUAUUUCAGGUGUAUGAUUACAGACUGAGGCAUUUUUGUUGGGGUUUGACUGUGAAUGUGACUCAAGAACGCUUGAAAACUGUGUACACUGUAUUUCCCUCAAAGCCUGAUUUUUGUUUUUCUUCAGAGAUGUUUAUCUGACCAAGCUUAAACAAAUGUAACAUAUUCAGGUUUUACACUAAUAAAGAACAGGCAGUCAGAGUAACGAUAGGAAGAUGGAUAACAUAUUAAAUACGCUGUCGGUUGUGAGUGUAAUAUGGAUUAUAGCAGCUGGGUUCUUGAUUUUUGUUCUACUUUUCCUGUUUGCCAAGCGGCAGAUCAUGAGAUUCACACUCAAGUCUAGGAGAGGACCAUACGUUUCUAUUGGCUCAAAUGUACCAAAGUCACUGAGACAAGAAAUAUUUAGACGUUUAGACAGAGUACCUGAAAUCAAACAUGAACCCAAGCUGUUGAAUCCUACAAUGGAACAGUAUGCUAAGUCAG